CUGAUUAUUCUGUAUCCCAGAGAGAGGGAGAGAGAGAGUUGACGAGAGCAGAGAAGAUAGGAAAAUGGUGAAGAGGUGGUGGACAAUCGGAGCGGCUGUGGCGAUAAUCGGAAUAGGGAGGGAGCUGAGCAAGCACUAUGGGUUGGACAAGGACGCUGUGAUCAAGGUGUUUGCUGAAUUGUCCGAUCGCCUGGGAGUAUGGGCCAUCCCACUGUACGUUUCGAUCCACACUAUCACUCUCGCUCUCUGCCUGCCCUACGCUGUCUUCUUCGAGGCCGCCGCUUCUAUGCUCUUCGGCUUCUUCCCGGCCGUCAUCUGCGUCUUUGCCGCCAAGCUGCUCGGCGCUUCCCUCUCUUUCUGGAUUGGCAGGUUAAUUUUCAAGAGUUCAAGUUCAGCAAUGGACUGGGUCCAGAAGAAUAAGUACUUCAAUGUCCUAUCCAGAGGAGUUGAGCGAGAUGGUUGGAGAUUUGUCCUACUUGCCCGGUUCUCGCCAAUGCCAUCCUACAUUAUAAAUUAUGCCCUUGCUGCAACAAAAGUUCGGUUUGUCGUGGAUUUUCUGCUGCCGACAGUUAUUGGAUGCAUGCCGAUGAUUUUACAAAACACAUCCAUUGGCAGUCUGGCUGGUGCUGCCGUUUCUUCGGCAUCGGGCUCUCAAAAAUCUCAAAUUUGGUCGUACCUUUUUCCUUUACUAGGAAUUGUGUCAAGCAUUCUUAUUUCCUUGAGAAUUAAGAAGUACUCUACUGAAAAUUUAGUGACCGAAUCAUCUCCAAGUCACGACUCUAGUAACUUAGUUAACUCUAAUGACAAGGACUUGAAAAAAGGUCAGUGAUGGAUUUGUAAACCCUAAAACUUGGUAGAACUUUACCAUUUUCUGCUGCUGCUGGAAGUUUUGCUGUUGAGAUCCCUUCUAGUUUUAAUCUGCAAUCUGCGUUGGCGGAUGAUGUGCUCUUUUAUUGUUUCUUCCCUUAGCCUACUCUAAUUACAUUGUGGAGUUUCUUGAAAACUAAGCAAAGGCAUGUAGAAAGAGCUACUGUAGGGAAGACAGUUUAAUGCUCCCAUUUUUAACUGACAAUUGAUUAGUUAAAUAUAUUUAUGCAAGUAAUUUUGCGAUCA
Molecule: messenger RNA, 1113 nt
Organism: Pyrus x bretschneideri (Chinese white pear)
Lineage: Eukaryota; Viridiplantae; Streptophyta; Magnoliopsida; Rosales; Rosaceae
Exons: 2
Coding region: 65-829 (254 amino acids)
Cellular component (GO): membrane
Source: RefSeq, a predicted model, not a curated record